Molecule: messenger RNA, 4889 nt
Organism: Linepithema humile (Argentine ant)
Lineage: Eukaryota; Metazoa; Arthropoda; Insecta; Hymenoptera; Formicidae
Gene: lin
Product: protein lines homolog
Source: RefSeq, a predicted model, not a curated record
CGCCGCAGCGGGGCGCCACGAUCGAUGCUGAGUUGCCGAUGAUCGCCUGCUUAUUUAUCGCAUAACUUUUCCAUCCGGGCAGCUUUUAUUCGCGAUAACGGCAUAUUAGGCGUCUACGGAAUAUUUCUCUGGCCGGCGGUCGCGUCCGCGCGCGAUUGCUCGCGCGGAACCCCGCGUACCGCCCCUCAGUACGUUAUGGAAUGCGCGACGAGCAGCUACCGUGUUACGCGGCUCCGCACGAUGCCAAACCGAAAAUGUACGCGGAUAGUGCGGUACCCCGUACGACGCGGCCGCGGACUUGACGACUCGCCACCCGAUACCGGACACGGUGUGCAAGUUGCUCGCUGGCCGCCCACACCGUCCACAAAUCGCACGCGCUCCCGUAUUUUUCGUCGCCGUCGGUAGCACGUCGUAUACGUGGCAACAGCGUGUGGCUGCCGUGCAAGCGCUAGGCUCUGUCACUUCCUAGUCAAGAAACGAGGAAUUUUGCCGUAGUAGUGAUACGCGCCGAGACGGGCUCGUCGGUAUACGUGAAACGUGACCCCGUGGGAUUCUACGUUAACUCGGAUCGUCCAGGAUCGCCUAUCCCAGGGGAUUGGAGCACGUCGCCCGCCGACAACGCUCUCGCGCUCGAUAGGGCGCUCCUGCUCGAUCGCGUGCUCGAUCAUCCCGUCGCUCUCGUGCAUCAUCCUGUUGCCUGCGCGAGCUGUGUCACACCACCUGCAUCUCCCAACGGCAUUCCAUUAAUCCUGAUUCGCGGCGGCGUGGUUCCGAGCCCGGAAGGAUCGAAGCCCAGGCAUCAUCGAGAGCGUCGCCUUCACCAGAGGAUGCGUACAUGAACACGGACGUGGGAAUAUUUAUUUAUUUAUAUACGGUCGUCCCAGAAGUGGAAAAACUCCUCUCCUUUUUUGUCCCUUCAACGUGGAUAGCACGGCGGGAAUUUGAUGCUGCAUUCCCAAUGGAUAUACACAUCUGUUGAUUGCGAUGGGCUGAUGCAGGCUGCUGCGACUAGUUUAUUGGUCUUCGAAUGCCCGUCUCUCUACAGCGUUGUCCAUAUGAGAGAGUUAACUUGAGAGUUAAUGGUGCUCCUGCGCACUGUUAUCGUUAUCUUCUUAUCACCAUAAUGGAGGGGCCCGUUAAAAAGAAGCAACGUAUCGAGAAUAGCGAGAACGCCAGGAAUGGACUCGCCGAUAUUGGACAGCUGCAGAGCAAUCUGCUCAAACACUGUUUGUGCUACUUAUCAGAGAGUAGUUUGCGUAAACCGUUCACCAAUGCUACAGUGCAGGCGGCCGACGGGAGCAUUCGUUCCGCUGUACUGUCCGAGUGGAACACAGAUAAGACUCUGGAGUUUUUAAGCGCGCUGCAACUGCUGUUCGACCUGGCCAUCAAGCAGAACAUGAAGGGCGUGAUGUGCAGAAGAAUAGCAGACGUUUGCAACAUUUUCGCGCGGAACGAGCACGGGAUAAUCGACCAGGUCAUCGACUUGUGCUACACGUCCGACAAGUUUGUGUCGUUCGCCGCAAGUCGCGUGCUCGCAUCGUUCUUCAUCGUUACGAGAGAUAAGGUGGAGACCGCCUGGUUGGAGAGGCUCAUACAGUCACUAGUGAACACGCAUUCGCCUAGCCAGAUGCUGUUCACUUUGGACGUCAUAAAGAGGGUAGUCGAAUACAAGGACUUCAGCAUACAUCCCGAGGAAGACGCGUCCACGCCGGCCGGCUGCAUCACGCUCGCCAUCUCCGACGACUUUGACAGCACGGCGAUCAAAGCUAUGUGCGUGAAGGCGCUCGAACCCAAGUGGAUCGAUCUCGUGCUCAAGUUUGACGCAAUUCUUUGCGCUUACACGCCGCAAUACGAGUUCGUCGUCAUCACGUUCCUAUAUCUGUGGGAGACCAUCAUCUCGGUUAAGGCCAACCUGUCGGUCAUCGACACUCAACUGUUUUACUCGCAUCUGAACAAUCUUGUGGCGUUUCUAAACACUAACGUACCGGGUAUGAUCUGGCGACACCUACUCAGUCUGUUCAACGAAGUACUGUGUUACGGCAGUACUUUGGCGCUGCAGGACAUACUGCCGGACGAACCAUGCUCUCUCGCGCACCUGAUCGUGCGUGCUGUCAAGGAUUUCCGGCUGUUGGACGGGAUACCGUACCGUCACGGCUCAGGCAGGUUCGGCGGCGGCACCGGCGACGGCGAUCGUCCGCUGUUGCAAAAGAUGGUAUUGCUGGUGCUGAAAAGCGUCGCUGUGACGGUGCGUGAGACGCGCAGCGACUCCAGCGACUCGUCUCUAGGUUCGAAGUCCGAGGCCGAGGCCGAGGAUCUCGACGAAGACAUGGCGGUGAUCGAGAGAAGCAUUCGCGAGGUGCUGCGCCAGUUGGACCAAUGCGUAAAGACGCUGAUGCCCUUCCAUCCGGAGAUGCCGCUGUCGCAGUGGGUCGUGCAGAUGUUCCACGACCAGGACGACUUCCUGAUCGAAGGUAUGGUCUGCUGCCUGGACGUCGCGGUGGGCCUCUUCUACCGCGGACCGCCGCAGAACGAUUUAGGCCACAUGCUCAGUCCCACGCUGACCUUUGUGCAAUUCAUACACGCCGUGUCGCACGAUCCGGAAGUGCUGCUGGAUCUGCUGGUCAGCAACGAGACCUGCUGCUUGCUGUAUCUUUUGCGAUUCCUCAAGUACAUUAGGCGCAACUGGAUCGAAUUCGUCACAUGCUGCGGUCGCGACUUGGACAACACUAUGACGGUGCUGAUAAGACUGCGGCUGGCCAUCGACCGGUUGGUGUCCAAGGCACUGUUCCCGUACAACAUUAGUCCGGUUCUUCGCCUGCUCGAAAAGUGCGAGUCCUUCUAUGAAGGCAAUAUGGGCACGAAUGACAUGUCGGUUGUAUAAGACGAGAGAGAUCUGCCGCCGGAUCGAUCAAACAGUUCUGUUUUUCGAGGAGUGUUUAAAUCGUUCGUACGAAUAGCUAAGUACUCUCCGAGAACAUUAGAUUUUUGCCAUGUGUAAAAUAUCACGUUUAGCUGUACAGAUCGUCGUAUAAAUGAAAAGCAACCGCCCGUCCCGUCAUCGAAGGCUCGUCUCGGAAAUUUGUACAAUUUAUUUUGUCAAAUAGGAUAUCUCUCUGUAAAUGUAGCUUUAUUAUAUUUCAAUUUAAAAUACCCGCGAGGUAUGUACAUACUUAAUAAACGUAAAAAUUUCGUAAUAUAAGUUGCUUGCUAGGUAAAAUUUCACUUUCUCUUGAUAAUUUUGGAAGAAGAUAAUUCACGUUACUGAUUCAGAUGUGACGGUAGAAAAAAUUACUCAAUGUUAUUCAAUUCGCAAUUGCAGUGACAAAUUCAAUCCAUUUGCGCCUAAAUAAAAAUGGGAAAAAUCUUUUCUUUUAUGGACUAGUAAUGCGUAAACGAACAGGGAAAAUGUGGAGGAAUAUAUAUAUAUAUAUAGAAAAAAUUGUAUUGCUGUCAGAUUCAGAUCUCGUGCAGCUUGUACAAAUAAAAAAUGUAGUUCUUAAUUUUUUAUCUGGCCAGGAGAGCAUAUUAUACAGCUAGCAAAUUUUAAUUUGAUAUUUAUAAAUAUUGACAAUAUUAAGAAUACUCUAUUUUCUUUCUCUGUUAUGAGCAAAAAUUUUUUACUACUGAUAUUAAUGACGUUUCUCGAUUGAGGAAAAAAAAAGGAAUAGUUAUUUGUUUCAGACCUACAAAUGAAUCGUUAUUGUAAAUAAUGACAUUAACAAUGAUCAACGGCAUAUUUAGAUAAGAAUUCCUGCUGUAAGUACACAUGUAAUACACUAAAAAUUCUCAUAUUUUACUUUUAUAAUUGUGGUGUCGUUUAAUUCAAUCUCCCCCUGAUUGUGUUUUUAUUCUCUCGGGAAUUGCGACAUCGUGUUCGACACAAUAGCGUAAGUUCUGUACUUUUGUGCAAAGAUCACUCGAAAAGUGAUCGAUGAAAUUAGAAAUUUCUUUUCCAAUCAAAUAUUUAUUAUCAUCUCUCUCACAACGCAAGCCAAAUACAAUGGUCAUUAUCGAGACUUACGAUUAUAAUAUAGCCCGGCAGAUUGUCAGUGAUGCCCCGCGCGAUUGAUCACGUAAACAGCGCUCGAGAUCACGGAGUGAUGUAAUGCUCUGAUCAAUACAUCUCGAACGCUGUUCACGCUCGUCUCAUCAGGACAAACCGACCGGAUUAUUUUUUUUUUCUUCGUUACUUUAGAAAAAACCGAUAGAAUUAUAAGUUUAGCCUUUUUCGGCGUAUUUUCUUUUAUAAAAUUACGCUACUCUCUAUUUAGAAUUUGCAAAUAUAGCUCUUAUUUAAACAUUCGACCGAGAAAUUUUGCGUCGAGUAGGACAUCUUUUUAAAAACACAAAAUUUUGUACUAAAUAUUUAUAUUCGUGUAUUAAAUCAUUAUUUAUAUAUUUCUGUACUUCGUCAAUAAAUCACUAUUUCACAGCAUCAUUCUUCCAUGUAAAACAAAAACUUAGCGCUACCAUACUGUUAAGCAUCUUUUUGUUUUCUUUCCGUUAAAUUAAACGUUUACUUGUGUUUUCCUCUUCUUGGUUCAAAAUGUUGCUUUGCUCCAAGUCGGUAAAACUAUUUUAUCGCAUAUUAUACACCAACGCGCACGAAAUCACGCGAAAAAACUGUACAUAUCUCUCUUUCUCUCUCUCUCUCUAUAGUUUUACUUAACGGAACUGAACGUGUUCACUGCUUUAUUGUGAUCGCAGCAAAAGUUAGUUUAACAAGCUUCACUAAAUCAACAAUAGAAUCUAAGUUACGUAGCCCAUUGUUAGCAUCGUAUUCAACAGUGGAUUAUUUAUCGCAUUUUAUCUUUCUCCCUUUCUCUCUCUGGUUUUUUUUCUUGUUUUAUUCGUUGCUAUACAUGCCCCCGCACUAUCAAUAUAAUAAA